AUGGCUCAGCGAGGAAACCAACUGCUGCACCGGGAGAAAUUCUGCUGUUCAAUCUGUCUGGAUCUACUGAAGGAUCCAGUGACUACUUCCUGUGGACACAGCUACUGCAUGAAGUGCAUUAAAAGCCAUUGGGAUACAGAGGAUGAGAAGAGAGUCUACAGCUGCCCUCAGUGCAGACAGGACUUCAUACUGAGGCCUGUCCUGAGGAAAAACACCAUGUUAGCAGAUUUAGUGGAGGAGCUGAAGAAGACUGGACUCCAAGCUGCUCCUGCUGAUCACUGCUAUGCUAGAUCUGAAGAUGUGGCCUGUUAUGUCUGCACCGGGAGAAAACUGAAAGCCUGUAAGUCCUGUCUGCAGUGUCUGGCAUCUUACUGUGAGAAACACCUCCAGCCUCAUUUAGAAGCAGCUCCAUUAAAGAAACACAAGCUGGUGGAGCCCUCCAAGAAGCUCCAGGAGAACGUCUGCUCUCAUCAUGAUGAGGUAAUGAAGCUAUUUUGUCGUACUGAUCAGAAGUCUAUCUCUUAUCUCUGUUUAAUGGACCAACAUAAAGGUCACGACACAGUCUCAGCUGCAGCAGAAAGGACCGAGAAGCAGAGAGAGCUUGAGGUGAGUUGA
Messenger RNA from Labrus bergylta (ballan wrasse), 615 nucleotides. Lineage: Eukaryota; Metazoa; Chordata; Actinopteri; Labriformes; Labridae. The record is from RefSeq and is a predicted model, not a curated record.